GGGGGCAUCAGCCUGGGGUGAGUCUGGGGGGAGCGGCUGGUGUGUGACAGGAGGCAGUGGUCCUGGCAGCAUCAGGAGUAGCCACGUGGGUAAAGUGGGCAUCAGCGUGGGGUGAGUCUGUGGGGAGCGGCUGGUGUGUGGACAGGAGGCAGUGGUCCUGGCAGCAUCAGGAGUAGCCACGUGGGUAAAGGGGGCAUCAGCGUGGGGUGAGUCUGGGGGGAGCGGCUGGUGUGUGACAGGAGGCAGUGGUCCUGGCAGCAUCAGGAGUAGCCACGCGGGUAAAGUGGGCAUCAGCUUGGGGCGAGUCUGUGGGGAGCGGCUGGUGUGUGGACAGGAGGGAGUGGCGGGAUGAGCAUCAUAGUUCGGAAGAGCUGUUCCCAAGCAUCCAGGGAACACUGCACUGGCGACAGGCAUGUUGAGUUGGCUGUUUCACAGAAAGAACAUCUUUUCUGGCAGGCCAGUGGCCAAGGCCAGCACAGGGAUUUGACUGCUGGCCUGUUGACUGCUCUUUGGCCAAACCAGCAAAUGCAUCCACGAAAAAGUCCACAGAGGAGCAGAUCCAAAAGGCAGCUCUGGGAGCCCCACAUGGCUUUUACUUGUAGGUUUGACAAGACAAGGGUGAAUCUUAAUUUAGCAGAUUCUAGAAACUGGAAUUGUCAGGGUUGGGGAGGCCUGGUAAGGGCAGCUCAUGGGAACCCAAACUCACAAGGACUGAUGUAGAAGUCAGAAGGGCAAUUACACAUUUACAGUUAGAAAAGCAGCAUAGGUCUCUCCAGAAAUUAGCACAAACCUUCAGCCAUUUACAGGCUGUGAAACUGGGACAGGGGCCCAGUCCACCUGAACUCCAUCUGCAACAGAGAAGCCAACUAGCUGACUUCUGGAUGACAGUAUUACUAUUCUGUUAACAUCCUUUUAUUUUUUUCUUGUGGUAAGUUCUAACCUCAUUCGUUUUGCUUAUAGCUUUUUAAAAUUGAGAAUGUUUUAUUCUUUCAUCUUCAAGGUUUCUCUAGUUUUCUCUUCCAGGAUUUAGGGAUUAUUCACUUGUCUCCUCUCUACCAUUUCUUGUGCCCUUUGGUUCUCUUCCAUAAAUGUUUACCCACAGUGUACCUGCAGCAUGCCAGACCCAGAGACACACGACUGAGAUACAGUCCUAGCUCUUGAGAGUCAGUGACAGACAGCAGAAGUCCACAGAACAUUCCCACCCAAUGGCAGGGAUGGAGGGAAUCUGGAAAGACUUCUUGAAGGCGGCGGUACCUGAGCUGGGAAUCCAGAAAGACUUCUCCAGGGAGGCGAUGCCUGUGUUGAGGGUUAAAGGGCAAGUCGGAAAGGGAAUUCUAGGCCAAAGACCAGCAUAAGCCUGGAACAGAGGUGGCCUGAUUGGGGAUGGGGUGGGGCUGGGGUAAUUUAGAUUUGUCUUUGCUGAAGGAUCCAGAACUGGGAGUGAGGCCAAUUAGACCAGCAUGGGCCAAGCCCAGGGGCCAUCAGAGGCUACACUAGGCAGCUCGGGCUGUGGAAGGGAUUCGGCAUUCAAGUGCAGUUUAAUGUUAUUCUACUUGGUGUUUUGAGCAAUGAAUUUGGCCCUUCCAAUAAGGCUGGCAAAGAAAGUGGGAGGGAACGGUUUGAGAAAUACCUGAGAGGUAGUAUUAACAAAAUUUGUUGACUAUUUCUUUCUGAGGAUAGGCAGGAGCCUGGCCAGGCAGAUGAAUGUUGGUGUCACCAGCAGUCCAGCGAGAAACCCUAACCACUGUGUGUGGAGCCUUUAAAAGAGAGGGAAUAGCCGGGCCCAGUGGCUCAUACCUGUUAUCUUAGCACUUUGGGAGGCCGAAGUGGGUAGAUUGCUUGAGCUCAGGAAUUUAAGACCAGCCUGAGCAAGAGUGAGACCCUGUCUCUACUAAAAAUAGAAAAACUAGCUGAGCAUCAUGGCAGGCGCCUAUAGUCCCAGCUACACUGGAGGCUGAGGCAAGAGGAUCACUUGAGCCCAAGAGUUUGAGGUUGCUCUGAACUAUGACACCACUGUACUCUACCCAGGGUGACAGAGUGAAACUCUGUUUAUUGAAACAAAGGAAGGAAUUGGUCACACCCUGCCUGAUGGAAGAAAUUCCCUGAAAAACCAGCCAGGGUACCCUAGGCAGCCUAGAGACCACCAGCAGAAAGCUGCCACCAUCCCUAGAGUGCAAGGACAGAGGGUAGAGGCUGCACUACAAGAGCCCAGGGAGGGGCUCCAAGGGAGGCUCAAGCCACUGCCAGAUUCCAAAGCCCUCCAGUCUGCAGUGCCCCAGAGUGGCCUGUCCCACGAGGAAACCAGUUCACAGGGAGCUUGGGGAAUGCAGCCAGCUGGAGUCAGCCCUCUGGUAACACAGAAAGAGCUGGAAAAGAGCAAGGACUUGGUCUGAGCUAGGGCACCAGCUCAAGUGGGCAAUAGGGCAGAAAAGGCCAGGCUACCUCAGGGAGGCAUCCAUUUCUGGACAUGGAGAGUUUGAGGUGCUUGUGGGACAUUCGGGGAGAGUUCAGCAGUUCCUAGGCUUAGAGGGGUUGCUGGACCCUGAUUCCAAGAUGGGAAGUGGGGAGGAAAGGUCCCCUGUCCAUAUUUGGAGUUUACCAGCCUACAGGUUAUAGGUACCAUAGUUAUAGCAAUGGGUGUGCCCACAGGUUAGCUGUUUACUUAAAAGAAAUAUUCAAACUGGGCGGUGCCUGUGGCUCAAGGAGUAGGGGGCUGGCCCCAUAUACAGGGGUGGCAGGUUAAGCCCGGCCCCAGACAAAACUGCAAAAAAAAAAAAAGAAAAGAAAUAUUCAGAUUAUCAGUUCCCUCAUUUAUUCUCCCAGAAGCAGUAGUAAGAGUCCUACUUGUUCCUAAUUCUCGCCAUUUAAUUUUUUAAAUUUUAACUAUUUUAGGAGGUGUUAAAUGUAUUUCAUUGUGCUUUAAUUCUCUGGUGACCUUUGAGGUAGCACACCUCAGAAAGACUUUCAUGCUGGCCCAGUGAAGUAUGUAGAGGAAAUUCUACUCAAAGGUUUCCAUGAGGAAGGGUGUGCCUGUGUAGGCCUUCCAGGCAAUUCCCUGGUCACCUCUGUGGGCUUGAGCUCUAGCCCUGGGUUCAAAGCUUCAUUUUACCUCUAGGUGGCUAGGAUCUUGCCCCUCUGUGUUCUUGGCUGUAAAAUGCAAUAGUAUCUUUUUGGAGAGUAGCUGAAGAUUAGAUAACGCUGGUAAAGCGACCAGCUUGGUAUGUGGCCUUUAAUAUGAGCCCAGCAAAGGUAGCAAAUGUCUGAGCUCAUGAGUUUCAGACCAGCUUGAGCAAGACUGAGACUCCCUCUCUAAAAACCAGCCAGGUGUUGUGGCUAGCACCUGUAGUCCCAGCUACUCAGGAGGCAAGGGGAUCACUUGAGCCCAAGAUUUUGAGGUUGCUGUGAGCUGACACCACAGCACUCUACUGAGGACAACAAAGUGACACUAUCUCGAAAUUAAAUAAAGAAAGAAAGGCACGCUACAGAUCCUCUUUUCUUCCCAGAGGAAGAAAUCGAAGCCUGGGCAAUUAAAAUAUGAAUCCAAAAUUAGGGAAUAGUUGGCAUAAAGCCCACGUCACCUCAUUCCCCUGCCAGUUUCCAGCUUCCCCACCACACAUCACAUCAAGCCUAAGCCUGAGUUGUCUUCGUUGAGAUCAGUGCGUUAAGAGAGGGAAGUCAGAUCUGGGGACAAAGGGUACAUUUCCAUCUCAGGCUGUUGAAGCAUUCUUCUAGAGAGGCUAUAGUCUCCAUCUCAGGCUUAAGAUGGUUUAGUUCUGGCUUGAUUUUUCAAUAUGCACCAAUACGGUAUGUAAGUAACAAGCACAGGGUGAAUUCUGUUCCAGUUACAUCUAUUCUCUCUCUGCCCUAAGGCCCGUGGAGAGGGCACAGGAUUCGAUUCAGGUAUCAGUGGUGUCAUCAUCCGUACUUAUCGGUGAAUGACACAGCAGAUAGGACCGUGCGUGCAAAGCUCUGUCUUGUGGACAAAGUAGUUACCCAAUGUGUGUGCGAGAUUCUGAAGUCAUACCCAGACAAACACGUUACCACCUGCCUCGGGUAACCGGGAGGAAGCCGACCAAGCUGCUUCCGGUUCAGGAGAUUUAUAAAACACGGCGAAAACGACAGGUGAAUGCAAAUAUUCCCCCACGAUCUUCCCGCACAGGUGCCCCGGGAUGCUGCUUUUGGAGGCAGCGGGCGACACGAGGACCGCGGAGGGGCGUCCGGAGACCGGGAGGGUCCAGCGCCAACACGGGGCCUGCACCCGGGCUCUCUCCGUGGCCUCCUAGGCGGAGGUGAGCAAGGCCAGAUCCCGCCAGCGGCCGCGUCACUGAGGCACCAGCACCCACUCUGCUGCUCUGGUGAUUUAAGAGGAGAGAGUCCAGGAGCAGGGACCCUUGGAUUCAAGGGCUCAGCAUACCACCUGCCCAGACAGGCUCUGUCACUCCCUCAUGCACCUGAUUCCAUGCUGCAGGAGGAACCAGCAGGCCCAAGUUCACAUAUCUGAGUGAUGCACCAUGCCGAUAGUGGAUAAGCUGAAGGAGGCCUUGAAGCCUGGCCGCAAGGACUCAGCCGAGGAUGGGGACCUGGGGAAGCUUCUGGCCUCCUCUGCCAAGAAGGUUCUUCUACAGAAGAUUGAGUUCGAGCCAGCCAGCAAGAGUUUCUCCUACCAAUUGGAGUCCUUAAAGAGCAAAUAUGUGUUGUUGAACCCUAAAGCAGAGGGUGCCAGUCGCCCCAAGAAUGGCGAUGAACUGCAAGUCAGAAUACAGGGCAGCGAGUAUAUAUAUGAUGGCUCUGGUGAUGGAGUCCCAGCCCCACAGAAGGUGCUUUUUCCCAUGGAACGAUUGUCUUUGAGGUGGGAGCGUGUCUUCCGUGUUGGCGCAGGACUCCACAACCUUGGCAACACCUGCUUCCUAAACUCCACCAUCCAGUGCUUGACAUACACACCACCCCUGGCCAACUACCUGCUCUCCAGAGAGCACGCUCGCAGCUGUCACCAGGGGAGCUUCUGCAUGCUGUGUGUCAUGCAGAACCACAUUGUCCAGGCUUUUGCCAACAGUGGCAAUGCUAUCAAGCCUGUCUCCUUCAUCCGGGACCUGAAAAAGAUUGCCCGGCAUUUCCGCUUUGGGAACCAAGAGGAUGCACACGAGUUUCUUCGGUACACCAUCGACGCGAUGCAGAAGGCCUGCUUGAAUGGUUAUGCUAAGUUGGAUCGUCAGACACAGGCUACUACCCUGGUCCAUCAAAUUUUUGGAGGCUAUCUCAGAUCCCGUGUGAAGUGCUCUGUGUGCAAGAGCGUCUCGGACACCUACGACCCCUACUUGGACAUCGCGCUGGAGAUCCGGCAAGCUGCAAAUAUUGUGCGUGCUCUGGAACUUUUUGUGAAACCAGAUGUCCUGAGUGGAGAGAAUGCCUAUAUGUGUGCUAAAUGCAAGAAGAAGGUUCCGGCCAGCAAGCGUUUCACCAUUCAUAGAACAUCCAAUGUCUUAACCCUUUCCCUGAAGCGUUUUGCCAACUUCAGUGGGGGGAAGAUCACCAAGGAUGUGGGCUACCCAGAGUUCCUGAACAUACGCCCGUACAUGUCCCAGAGCAGUGGUGAGCCGGUCAUGUACGGGCUCUACGCUGUGCUGGUGCACUCAGGCUACAGCUGCCACGCCGGGCAUUACUACUGCUACGUGAAGGCGAGCAACGGGCAGUGGUACCAGAUGGACGACUCCCUGGUCCACCCCAGCAGUGGCAAGGCGGUGCUGAGCCAGCAGGCCUACGUGCUCUUCUACCUGCGAAUUCCAAGGUCUAAGAAAAGUCCCGAGGGCCCUGUUUCCAGAACAGUCCACUCCCUUCCUAGUCGUCCGGGUGUAGUUCCAGAUCACACCAAGAAGAAUGUUGGCAAUGGGAUUGUUUCCUCCCCACUGACUGGAAAGCGACAAGACUCUGUGAUGAUGAAGAAGCCACACGCCACUGAAGAGACUGGUGUGCCCAUUUCUAGGAAUGGCUCUGUGCCGAUCCUGAAGUCACAGAAUGGAUGCGUUCUCCCCAAGCUGCCUGUGGGGACCCCUUCCCCCAAACUGUCCCAAACACCCACGCGUGCGCCGACCAUCCUGGAUGAGCCUGGAAAGAAGGUGAAGAAGUCGGUGCCCCUACAGCACUCUACCCCAUCCUUCAAAACUUCUCAGGGGCCGUCUGGUACCAGCGUCUUGAGUAGCAGCAAAUCUGGGAGCCGAAAGCAGGGCUCCUGGGGCAGGGAUGCCCACUCUACCUCACCUAAGUUCCUGGCCAAAGCCACUGCCAAUGGGCAUGGGCCGAAGGGGAGCGAUGAGAGCUCUGACCCUGAGAGGGGGGAUUCCAGCAGCUCCAGCCCGGAACAUAAUGCCAGCAGCGACUCUGCCAAGGGCUCCCAGACCCCGAGGAGCGGAGCUGCCCAUUUCUGUGAUCCUCAGGAAACAAACUGUUCUGCCAUUGGUCACUCCAAAGCCCCGCCAAAUGGAGCAGAUGCUAAGAUGGUGAAGCUGAAGUCCCCUGUCCUGGGCAGCUCUGCGCCCGAGCCUGCAAGCAUCAUGUCUCCUCCACCAGCCAAGAAACUGGCUCUUUCUGCCAAGAAGGCCAGCACCCUGCGGAGGGCGACCAGCAGUGACCUCUGUCCACCUCCCCCCUCACCAUCCUCCGACCUCACCCACCCCAUGAAAACCUCUCACCCUGCCGUUGCCUCCACGUGGCCUGUCCAUAAAAUCAGGGCUGUGUCACCUGCUCCCCGAUCACCCAACCAUCCGCAGCCUCCCUUCAGCCCCAACUCCAUGUUGCUGUCCAGUCGCCCCCAGCCCCGAGGGAUGUUGGAGCCACGGAGCCGCCCCUCCGCCUUGGUAGCCCUGCCUCAGGUCAACAGGGACUUGGUUUCUCUUCCAUACCAGCUGCCAGAGGCCAAUGAGUCCCCCCAGAUCCCCUCUGAGAAGAGGAAAAAGGACCAUACGGGAGAGCUCCAGGGGCUAGGCUUAGAGAUGUGCCUCCCACAGCACCUCGAGGGGGCUGCUGCUGCUCCCGCUUCCCACAGGAAAAGGAAAAGGAAGAAGAGGAGGCGCCCGGAGGAUGCGGCCACAGCCAUCUCACAGGAUGAGCAGAUAAGGGGAAGUGCUUCAAGACUGGAGUACGGGGAGACGGGCCAGGCAGAGUUGCCUGCUGACAGACAGGAGUGCAGGGGAAUACAGCCACAGGUGAAUGGUCAGCAGAUGGGGCACAUCACGGACAGCCACCAUGUGAACAACAGGAAGAGGAGGAGGAAGGGAGUAGAGGGACUUGGUGAAGAGGACGUCCCCCAGGACCCACCCUGGCACAGGAGCUGCUCUCCCAUGGACAAGGGCGAGCCUGAGACCAUGGCAGAAUCUUCAAGGAAAAAGAAAAAGAAAAGAAGAAAGCAAGAGUCACGACAAGAAGCAGAAGAAAAUGAGCCUUCAGAAGGCCAGAGGAGCGCUGGGCCCAGUGAUGCUGCAGUCUCAGAGCCAAACAGUCCCUUGCUGUCUGUGAACGGCCAGCAUCCCAGGGACCACGUGGGGCUGGAACAGGCUUCUCUUAUAUCCUGGAAUAGAGAGCAGGAAUCCAAUGUGGUCCAGGAAUUGCUCAGAUAUUCAUCUGAUAAAGCUUACGGGAGAAAAGUUUUGACCUGGGAUGGUGAGAUGUCAGCGGUGAGUCGGGAUGCCAUGGAAGACAGCAGACUGGCCCAGACCGAGACUGUGGUUGAUGCCUGGGAUGAGGAGUUUGACCGGGGGAAGGAAAAGAAAAUUAAAAAAUUCAAGAGAGAGAAGAGAAACUUCAAUGCCUUCCAGAAACUUCAGAGUAGACGGAACUUUUGGGCUGUGACUCAUCCAGCCAAGGCUGUCAGCCUCAGCUAUCGCCGCUGAAUAUGCUGCUGUGGAAAUAGCAUCCUGGAGACAAGGCAUCACUUCCUGGAUCUGGGAGGGAGCUGUCUGUGGGGACUCCACUGUCCAAUCAUCUCCAGGCCACUGCACUGUGAAGCUGCCUCGGUGGGGGGCUCUCCUGGUACCACUGUCUGCAGACGACCUGAUGCGGCUUUGGGGCUUCUGUAGGUCGACAUCUUUGGUGAUUCAUGGCAAACCCUGCAAGAGAAAUCACAGCACAUGUGUUGAGCAAAGACAACAGCACACCUGCUGGACAUCUGGAACAGGCCAAGCCUCCUUGUGCUCAUGGACAGCGGAGUCUGUGCCAGCAGUAGUGUUUGCCCCUGGUCUGGGGCUGUCAGAGAGGGCAGGGGUUAGUGUUUAAACACCUCCCAGGUGUCCUCUGGCUCUCAGGGUGACAGUGUGCGGUGGGCUGCUCUUCUUGCUGAGCCAUCCCUUUCUUCCGGUGGCUGGUGCUGCCCUCUGUUGGAGCCUGGCCCUUCCCGUUUCCUCAGUGGGACCUCUAUGCCUGUGCGCCUUAUGUGUCCUUAGAAAGGAAGAGCCUUGAGGCCACCCCUGCAUGGCCACCUGUCCCUUCCCUGGAACUGGGGGUUGAGGGUGGCCCUACAUCCUUCCUUGCAAGCAGCUCCAGACUGGAGAGCAGAGUCUGCUUGGGGUGGGGCCCUUGACAUGUUUGCUAAUCCAGCUGCUUCUGAUGCUGCUCUUUAUUCUGAGGCGACUUUGCUGUAGUGUCCCUGCAGGUGCACUAACCCCCAGGUUUUACCGAGAUAUGUUCUUGGGAUAGAAUUCUCUGUUUAUUUUACUACUUAAUAAUAUAAAACAUUUAUUUUUGACCAGACCUGCAGCUUCUAUUAGCAAUAUGUUUCCUUUGCCUAAUAUGCAAAUGCUGGCUUUGUUUGCUCAAUUUUGUGAGUGCUAUUGAAUUUACAUGAUUGUGUAAGUGAAGAAGAUGACUUUUCUUACAUUGUUUGAGCUGUGCCUGCAAACUUGUUAUUUAAUAAAUAUGGGAGGUUCUCAGUGAAAGUAAUAUUUUUAAGAAAAAAAAUGAAUGGCCUAGUAGUAGUAGAAGGUACAGAAGCCAGUCUGAACUUGAUCCUUUGGUGAUCAUCCUCGUCUUUCCCCCCUUGACCUGCCAUAGGUGGAGGGGGACUUGAUGUAGGACGUAAAGCACCUUGGAGUGGCUCUGCUUGGCCAGCCACUUCUGACGCCUUCCUUGUAGUGCCCCCUUGGGUUAGCGUUGCUUUUGUUCAGCCCCGAGCUCGGGGCCUUGGUUCAUGCAGGUAUAUAGAAAAAAAGAGCUACUUUUUUAUACAAGGAGAUACAUUUUACUUUUUUCAUCUGGAUGGUUCUUUUGGUUUUUCUUUUUGUUAUAUUUCUCCUUUUACAAAAGUUGGGAGAGAAUGGUGAUGCCUGUAGCCUGAAGAGAGCAGCUGCCUCCGGGCCCCGUAGCAGGUGCAUGGAGGACUGACCUCUGAGUGUUCAGUGGUAAAGGGCCGCUCCAGUGUUCUGUGGCGUGUGUUCUGCCGUCUUGGGAGGGGACACAGGCACCUUUGGAGCAGACGUUUUUCCUUUUCCCUUUCAGGCCCUUGAGGUGUUGACAUUCACUCCUGUAUGAACUGUCUGCCCUGCUGUAUUUUCUGUGAUGUUUUAUAGUUGUCUCCUUUCUUUCUCUCCCUCCUCUCCUCCAAAUCAGUCUCUUCCUUUUUCCACUAGAUAAUCAUAAAACCUUUUCCUGAGGAAAAUAUAUCUGUUAUCUCUUGGGCAGUGGUGAGUGCUGGCCCCACUUUUUACAGCAUUUAUCACUGUUACUAUCGCGUCCUUUCCUUGCACAAAAAACCAUGCCAAACACAGAAGGGAAAGGAUAAGGCCCAGAAAAUUAGUCCAAGUUCUAGGUGACGUGUACAUAUAUAAAUAAAUAAAAAUAACUAAAGCAUUUAUAAUAGCAGUCACUGUAGAAUCUGGGUUUGAUUUGACCUUGUGCUUAGGGAGGAUCUGGAGGGAGUGGGGUCCGUGUGUUUUGGCCACUUUCUGGGGCCCUGAGCCCUUUUACUCACCUGUCCUACACCCCGGACAGGGGGCCAUGCCUGUGUGUGUGUACGCAGGUCUACAGCCCCAGGCACUGCGCCGCCUCUCUGGGGGCCUGGUAGCCCCAUGUUGCCAGGGUCUUGGUGCAAUAAACCUUGUGCUUUUGUGGGUCCUUCCUGUGUCUGCCCUGGUUUUUCAUUUGAUUUUUUAAAAAGGUACAACCCAGGCAGCUCCCAGUCUUACCGCAGUUCAUCAG
Messenger RNA from Nycticebus coucang (slow loris), 10182 nucleotides. It is a transcript of the gene USP36, whose product is annotated as ubiquitin specific peptidase 36. The transcript has 22 exons. Gene Ontology annotation, biological process: regulation of apoptotic process; protein deubiquitination. The record is from RefSeq and is a predicted model, not a curated record. Lineage: Eukaryota; Metazoa; Chordata; Mammalia; Primates; Lorisidae. The coding region runs from base 4512 to 7883 and encodes 1123 amino acids. Gene Ontology annotation, cellular component: nucleus; cytosol. Gene Ontology annotation, molecular function: cysteine-type endopeptidase activity; cysteine-type deubiquitinase activity.